ACAUUCUUAGAACAUUCUAGCACACUGGAUGGUCACAUGACUUUAUUAAAAGUGUGUCCACACAUUGGACUUGAAUGAUGGACGGAUCAGUUUUAAUGACACCACAUGUGUGUUGUCCGCUAAUACACUUGGUCGUUUUUACAUGAUAGUAAAACAAAGUUACCAUGUCUCAAUCCAAAUGGUAUUUUCCAGGAUAUAAUUAAUUAAUUUCAUUUUUAAUCGAUUUUCUAACGGUGUAGAUCGAUUUUAUCACCAACUUGCCUCAGACAGAUUGAUCUGGUUGUAGGAAUAGAAAUCGAUUCAACAUUAAUCGAUUCAUCAUUACUCCGCUAAACUUAAGGCUAACACUUCUGUAUAAGGAUUAAGCUGCUGGAUAGCUUAGUUUGUUGAGUGCAGGACUGGCACAUGAAAAAUCAGGGUUUGAUUCCCAGGGGCCCAAAGAGCUUUGUCCAGUGUGGGUCCUUGGGCAAGACCCUUCACACUACAGCCCCAGUAGCCAUAAGAGGGCUAUACAGAGCUGUGUCAGGAAGGGCAUCCGGUGUAAAACUCUCUGCUACACCACCUGUGUGAAACCAGCAGCUCAGAAAAGACAUCUCGUCUUCUGGAUCAAGUUGUUUGUCCAUGAGGAGUGACAUGUCCAAACCAGAACCUCCAGAUUUCAGUACUGAAUCUGGACCCUCACGCUCACAAAGUCUACAGUUGAGAAAAAAGGACCAUUCUUCAGUGUCCAGCAGCCUUUCUCUGAGGAGCAACUUGUCCAAACCAGAACCUCCAGACUUCUGUAUUGAUCGUGGACCCUCCCGCUCACAAAGUCUACAGUUGAGAAAAAAGGACCAUUCUUCAGUGUCCAGCAGCCUUUCUCUGAGGAGCAACUUGUCCAAACCAGAACCUCCAGACUUCUGUUCAGAACCUGGAGAUCCAGACACAGAAAAAAGGAAAAGUCUUGAAGAAAAUAGACAAACUGGAGCUGAAACAUUCAUGUGGAGCAGAACUCUUCAAUCAGAUUUUGGUCUCCAGGAGCUUUUAAAUGAGCAUAAAAUCAGUUUAGGCAGCCGAAGCAAACAUGUAUCCCAAGGAACUGAUGAAACAGGAAGUGGAAUACCCCUGAACAGGAUCUACACUGAGCUCUACAUCACAGAGGGACAGAGGGAAGAUGUUAUCAACCAACAUGAGGUGGGGCAGCUGGAAACUGUCUCCAAGAUCAACACCCACCAUGACACUCCAAUCAAGUGUCACAGUAUCUUCAGAGCCUUUUCCGACCAACAUGGAAUCAUCAGAGUGGUGCUGACUAACGGCGUUGCAGGCAUUGGAAAAACCUUCUCAGUGCAGAAGUUCACUCUGGACUGGGCCGAGGGCUUGGAGAACCAAGACAUCAGUGCUGUGAUUCCGCUUUCAUUCAGAGAGCUCAACCUCAUCAGAGAUCAGCGGCACAGUCUCCUCUCACUCAUCCAAGUUUUCUAUCCAAUAUUCUGGAAGAUCAGUGCAGAGCAGCUGGCUGUCUGUAAACUACUGUUUAUCUUUGACGGUUUGGAUGAAAGCCGACUUUCUCUGGACUUCAGCAACUGUCAGGUGGUGUCUGAUGUAACACAGAUGUCAUCUGUCAAUGCACUACUGACAAACCUCAUCCAGGGACACUUGCUUCCUUCAGCCCUCGUUUGGAUAACGUCCAGACCUGCAGCUGCCAACAAGAUUCCUCCAGCAUCUAUUGACAGGUUAACAGAAGUACGAGGCUUCAAUGACUCCCAGAGAGAGGAGUACUUCAGGAAGAGGUUUGAAGAUGAAGGAGUGUCGAGCGCCAUCAUAUCUCAUAUUAAGAGCUCCAGGAGCCUCUAUAUUAUGUGCGUCGUCCCCAUCUUCUGCUGGAUUUCUGCUGUCGUUCUGGAGCACAUGAAGACCACAGAGCAAAAAGGAGAACUGCCUAAGACGCUGACUGACAUGUAUUCCCACUUCCUGAUGGUUCAGACGCUAAACAAGAGGAAGAAGUACCAGCAGAAACAUGAGACAAGUCUGCAGGAGCUGACAGAGGAUGACCGAGAAGUUCUGCUGAAGCUGGGGAAGCUGGCAUUUCAACAUCUAGAAAAAGGGAACAUCAUGUUCUACCAAGAAGACCUGGAGCAGUGUGGUCUGGAUGUCACGGAGGUCUCUGUCUACUCAGGAGUUUGUACACAGAUCUUUAAAAGAGAGAAUGGGAUCUUCCAGAAACCAAUCUACAGCUUUGUUCAUCUAAGUGUUCAGGAAUUUCUUGCUGCAGUCUACAUGUUUUAUUGUUACACCAACAAGAAGGGGGAGGUAGAGAAAUUCCUGAAAGGUCAAAUGUGCAACUUAUCUGUGGAGGAGUUUUUGAGCAGAGCCGUGGAGAAAUCCCUGCAGAGUCAAACUGGCCACCUAGAUCUGUUUCUUCGCUUCCUUCAUGGCCUCUCUGUGGAGUCCAAUCAGAGACUUUUAGGAAGCCUGCUGGGUCAGACAGAAAACAGUCCAGAGACCGUCCAGUCAGUCAUAAGCAACCUUAAGAAGAUGAGCAUUGGUGAAAUGUGUCCUGAAAGAAGCAUCAACAUUUUCCACUGUUUGAUGGAGAUGAAGGACAUGACAGUUCAUCGGGAGAUUCAAGAGUUCCUGAGGUUGGAAGACAGAUCUGAAAGGAAACUCUCAGAGAUACACUGCUCAGCUCUGGCCUACAUGCUGCAGAUAUCAGAGGAAGUUCAGCUCCAUUUGGACCUCAACAAGUUCAACACAACAGAUGCAGGUCGACUAAGACUGAUCCCCGCCAUCAGGAACUGCAGAAAGUUCAGACUUUCAUGGUGUAAACUCUCAAAGGCUCACAGUCAAAUUGUAGCUUCAGCUCUAAAGUCCAACCCAUCCCAUCUGAGAAAACUGGACCUGGCCUUGAAUGACCUGCAGGAGGCAACAGUGAAGAUUCUGUCUGCUGGACUUAAGAGUCCAAACUGUCGACUGGAGAGUCUAAGUUUUGAGAAAUGCUUUCUGCCAGAGAACAGCUGUGCCACUGUUGUCUCAGCGCUGAUUUCCAACCCAUCACAUCUCGUGGAAUUGGACCUGAGCUGCAACAAGCUCCAGGAUUCUGGAGUCAGGCAGCUGUGCACAUUGCUGAAGAAUCCAAGCUGCAAACUGAAGACUUUGAGAUUGUCUGGAUGCAGCUUGUCAAAGAUCAGCUGUGCUGCUCUAGCCUCAGCUCUAAGGUCCAACCCAUCCCAUCUGACAAACCUGGACCUGAGGUUCAACAACCUGCAGGAGGAAGACACUCAGCAGCUCAGGGGUUUAGUGGAGACCCUGAGCUGGCAGUCUCAACAAUUGUCAGCGGAUUGACGGAAGAUCAGCUUGUUGCCUCCUUUCUGCAGAGAUGUCCUCACUGGACCAUUCUCCAUGAGGUGGAGAACAAUGGAAGGAUCAGAGGACAGGGGGAUAACUCAUGACACUACGUUACAAACUGAUCUGUAAACGAAUUCACUGUCAAAAAUUGUCACAUGUACAGUUAAUGUGUUACAGUGCCACUCUCUGGAGUUGUGGUGAACUGCGGUUUUUCCUUUCAUGAACCGUCUGUUCAACAUUUGUUUUACUUUUAUCACUGAAUUUAUUCUGAGCCUUAAAAAUGUUAAUUCCAUAGGUGAGGAGAUUUAAAGCAGGUUAUCCAGUAAAAAACGAGUGCAAAAUGUAAAA
Molecule: messenger RNA, 3672 nt
Organism: Oryzias latipes (Japanese medaka)
Lineage: Eukaryota; Metazoa; Chordata; Actinopteri; Beloniformes; Adrianichthyidae
Source: RefSeq, a predicted model, not a curated record